Messenger RNA from Olea europaea var. sylvestris, 1887 nucleotides. Its product is annotated as tryptophan--tRNA ligase, cytoplasmic-like. Gene Ontology annotation, biological process: tryptophanyl-tRNA aminoacylation. Gene Ontology annotation, cellular component: cytoplasm. Lineage: Eukaryota; Viridiplantae; Streptophyta; Magnoliopsida; Lamiales; Oleaceae. Bases 121 to 903 code for a protein of 260 amino acids. Gene Ontology annotation, molecular function: tryptophan-tRNA ligase activity; ATP binding. The transcript has 6 exons. The record is from RefSeq and is a predicted model, not a curated record.
UAAAAACCCAUUGAUCUUCCUACGCACUAAACCUCAGCUCACAUUUCUUUCCCUUCUUCUCUUUCAAUUCUCUUAUCCCAACCGAAUCGCAUUUCUUUGAUUGAACUGCCGGGACGAAAUAUGGACAAUAACAUUUCCAGCGAAAACCAAGAGCAAGAAGAACAAGUAGUAAAUCCAUGGGAAGUUUCGGCAAAAGGCAAAAUCGACUACGACAAGCUCAUUGAAAAGUUUGGUUGCCAGCGCCUUGACCAGUCGAUAAUUGAUCGUGUUGCCCACCUCACUGGACGCCCACCUCAUGUCUUCCUCCGCCGCGGUGUGUUCUUCGCACACCGAGAUUUUAAUGAGAUUCUGGAUGCCUAUGAAAGAGGGGAGAAGUUUUAUUUGUACACAGGACGUGGUCCUUCGUCGGAGGCCUUGCAUUUGGGCCAUCUCGUUCCUUUCAUGUUUACCAAGUACUUACAGGAUGCCUUUAAGGUGCCACUCGUGAUACAGCUAACUGAUGAUGAGAAGUGCAUGUGGAAGAAUUUGACAGUGGAGGAGAGCCAGAGAUUGGCAUGUGAAAAUGCUAAAGAUAUAAUUGCUUGUGGAUUUGACGUUUCAAAAACAUUUAUAUUCUCGGAUUUUGAUUAUGUUGGUGGUUCGUUCUACAAGAACAUGGUUAAGAUUGCAAAAUGUGUCACAUAUAAUAAGGUAGUUGGUAUUUUUGGUUUCACUGGUGAAGAUCACAUUGGAAAAGUUAGCUUUCCACCUGUUCAGGCUGCUCCAUCCUUUCCGAGUUCAUUUCCACAUCUCUUCGCCGGUAAACAUAAUCUUCGAUGCUUGAUUCCUUGUGCAAUUGACCAGGGAGAGCUUGAGGAUAAUAAUCCUAGGAAUAUUACAAAAAAUGGGAGAGCAGGAAAUUGAUGCAAGUUAUGGAAAUAAUAUUGUUCAUCGACAGCUUGGUCAAUGAUUCUUUUCUGUAGUCUGGUGGGACAAAAUUCUUCAGUGAUAUGAGAUCUUCAACAUACUAUAUAGUUUGCCAAGUUUAGGCCAGUGUAGUGAUCUCGAAGACUCAGGUUCUUAAAGUUAAAGCUACUUGUCUGCCAAAGAGUGGAGUUCAGGGAGAUUUUGUUUCAGAAUAGAGAUUGUUGGCCAUAUGGAGAGAUUGUCUAUCAAAGGUUAGGCAUAUGGAGAAAUUGUUGAAAUUAUGUUUGCAAAUGUUGAUAUUUACAUCUGUUCAUUUAUUUGGAAUCUAGCAGAUGUUGGCCCGUAAAGAGAUGUCAAAUUACUCAUUGUUUACUCAUUUGCUUGUUACACUUGUACUAGUGUUGCCAAAAGAAACAGAGGGUCAACAUGUAAGUUAGUGGGACACAAAGUAUAUCUAAAACAUACAUUCAUGGCAAGAGGAUGUAAGUGGUUAGGAGAAUUUGUUUCAUAUUGAGUAGUGGGCUAAUUUUAAGGAGUGCUUGCUGGUGGUUGUAGCUUUUUUACAUUGGCCUUUUUAGAGGACAUACAACUUGGAUUAUCAGAAAUAGUUUAUGUCCGGGGAUUCUCCUCUUUGGUUAUGUUGUGUCAUUUGAACUAUCCAAAUGCCAAAUCUCUUUACUUGUUCUUAACUUUUGUAACUUUAUGGUAAAUGACUCGUUAAGCGAUAGCUUUGUUCGAUCAGUUUUUAGCUCCUUCGCUUUCCUUUCCUCUUUUGAUGAAUCUUUCAUUCAAUUCAAGAUUUGAACCUUUCUACAAUUAUUCAAAAUGUAUUUAUUAUAAACUCGGGAAGGAAAGAGGAACUGGUCCAGCUUUCUAGCUAUUAAUGUCUUUUUCGUGCUUGUCCUUUUUCUUUCUUUCCUAUUUGAUCUAGUUAAUAUCCUAAUCUGUUUAGCCUUACUUUUUCUUCUUCUUCUUCUUCUU